Messenger RNA from Bufo bufo (common toad), 2655 nucleotides. RefSeq names its product acylaminoacyl-peptide hydrolase (gene APEH). The coding region runs from base 139 to 2307 and encodes 722 amino acids. The transcript is spliced from 22 exons. The record is from RefSeq and is a predicted model, not a curated record. Gene Ontology annotation, molecular function: serine-type endopeptidase activity. Lineage: Eukaryota; Metazoa; Chordata; Amphibia; Anura; Bufonidae. Gene Ontology annotation, biological process: proteolysis.
UAACAUCCUGCGCGUACGCCGCCACCUGCUCAACCUGUCACGUGUGGGCCGGCCCCCAGGUGUGGUGAGCCAAUCAGUGAGCGCAGGAGGAACCACUGUUACUGGGCCGGAGGUGGCAGUCGUCUCCCCCGGAUAGAGAUGGCGGCGGCUCAGGUGAUCAGUAAACCCAAGGACGUUGCCGCCUUAUACCGCGAUCUCAGCCAGUUCCCGUCUCUCUCCAGUGCGUCUAUUGGCCCGGAGGUGACCACACAAUAUGGCGGAAAGUACAGCAACAUCUACACAGAAUGGUCCCAGAGAGACCUGGAUCGCAGCGAGCAGGUGAAGUUCUGUCGCCAGUACAUCGUCUUCCAUGAUAAUAACGCUGUGGUCUACGCCGGCGCCUGCGGAAAUGGCAGCGAAAUCAGAGGAGAACUGCUCAGCAGUGAGUCGCCCUCGGGAGCGCUGAAAGCCGUCUUGCGAGAGACCAAGAACAAGAGCGCAGAGGACAUGCAGUUCCUUGAGAUCUGGGACCGAAACCGUAAGGUGAAAAACAUCAACCUAACGGCGCUGGAUAAACAUGGGAAGGUGUAUGAGGACGAGCAGUUCGGGGGUCUGUCCUGGUCGCACUCGGAGACGCAUCUUCUGUACAUCGCCGAGAAGAAGAGGCCAAAAGCCAAGUCGUUCUUUGAUGGUGGAGAUCCCGCAUCCGAGGAGGAGGAGGAGAAGAAGACCGCAAGGGGGGAUCAGUUUGUGCUUCAUGAGGACUGGGGCGAAGGUCUGGUGAAUAAGAGCGUGCCGGUGCUGUGUGUGCUGGACAUCGAGAGCGGGAACAUCUCUGUGCUGGAGGGGAUCCCUGCGCAUGUGUCUCCCGGUCAGGCCUUCUGGUCCCCAGAUGACACGGGCGUACUGUUUGUGGGCUGGUGGCACACCCCCUUCCGUGUCGGCCUAAAGUACUGCACCAAUAGAAGAUCUGCGCUGUUCUUCGUGGACCUGACCGGAGGAAAAUGUGAAACCCUCUCGUGUGACUCUUCUGCCGUCUUCUCUCCGCGGCUCAGUCCAGACAAGUGUCGCGUUGUGUAUCUGAAGUGCGAGGUCUUCGGCCCCCACCAGCAGUGCUGCCAGAUGCUGAUGUAUGACUGGUACACUAAAGUCACCUCCACCGUGGUGGAUGUCGUUCAGCGAUCGGCAGAUGGGCAGUUCCAGGGCAUUUACACCUCGUUGCUGGCGCCGUUGUGCUGGUCCGCGGACAGUCAGAGAGUCAUCGUGGACACCGCGCUGCGCAGUCGGCAGGUCCUGUUUGUAGUGGACACAAUGACGGGACAGGUGACGGCCCUCCAGUCCAGGGAAUCUUCUCUCGGCAGCUGGAAGUUAAUGGCCAUUGACCGCGACCUCCUCGUUGUCCGAUAUUCCAGUCCGAAUUGUCCCCCGACUGUGAAAGUCGGGUUCCUGCCGCCGGCCGGGAGAGAGGCCGACAUCACCUGGGUCUCCUUAGAGGAGGAGAACUCCAUCACAGACAUAGACUGGAGCUACCGGAGCCAUGAACCGGAGCAGGAGAACCCCCAAUACACGGGCCUGGACUUUGAAUCCAUCUUCCUGAAGCCACGGGAUGUCCUCCCGGAGAGUCGUCUUCCUCUGGUGGUCUAUCCUCAUGGGGGUCCGCACUCCUUGUUUGUCAGUGAGUGGAUGCUGUUCCCGGCCGUGCUGUGUAAGAUGGGCUUUGCUGUGCAGUUAGUGAAUUACCGGGGGUCCUUAGGAUUCGGGCAGCACAGCGUCUUGUCGCUGUUGGGAAAGGUUGGCGAUCAGGAUGUGAAGGACGUGCAGACGGCCGUGCUGCAGACCCUACAGACCGAGCCUGUUCACCCUGACAAAGUGGUGCUGUGCGGAGGGUCUCAUGGAGGAUUCCUCUCCUGCCAUCUGAUUGGACAGUACCCCGACUUCUACAAAGCCUGCAUCGUCCGCAAUCCAGUGAUCGACAUCCCUGCCAUGGCCGGCUCCACCGACAUCCCGGACUGGUGCCACGUGGAAUCCGGCCUGACCUUCUCCUAUGAGGGCCUCCCGGAGGCCACCAAGUGGGGGGACAUGCUGAGCAAAUCCCCCAUCAUCCAUGUCUCUAAGGUGAAGACCCCCGUCCUGCUGAUGCUGGGAGCAGAGGACCGACGGGUCCCGAAUACUCAGGGCCUGGAGUAUUAUAAAGCGCUGAGAGCUCAUGGGGUGGAGACGAGGUUACUCUGGUAUCCCGGCAACAACCACGCCUUGUCCAAGGUGGACGCCGAGUCGGACGGCUUCAUGAACAUUGCGCUGUGGAUCCUCGGACAUCUCGAAGGCUGAGCCCCCCCAAAUCUGUGGCAUCCAGCAAAUUCAGGGUUAACAGGUGCAGGACCGCUCCCCCCUCCCCCCGCUAUGUGACGUCAUUGGACAAUGCAAGUCUGCCAUGCGGUCCCCGAUCCCCCGCCUGCCCUCCUCAGCUGUCAUGGGACUACAACUCCCAGCAUGACCAGCUGGAGAGUGAGAGGUGGAGUCCUAGGAGCGAGGCUGUAUGCUAAUCACCCUGGCUCCGCCCACAGCGCCCAUCCCCGGACUGCGCGGCGGCAGCUUCGUUUCUUGCGGGACUUUUUUUGUCUCGUAUUUUUGUGGAGUUUUCUAACUUUUUUGCAGCAAUAAAACGUCUCCUGCGUC